AUGCUGGUCGCAUCUCUACUCUUCUACAAGAAAAUCCGUGCAGAUCUCAAAGGAGUGGGAUUUAAUUUCAAUCCUUAUAACCCUUGUGUUGCAAAUCAUGAUGUCUACGAGAAGCAGCAAACAAUUCGAUUCCAUGUGGAUGAUUUGUUGUCGAGCCACGCAAUGCCGAAAGUCAAUGAUGAGUUUCUGGUAUGGCUAAACGAGACCUACAGAUCUUACAAGGAAUGCAUUUCCACUUGUGACAAUGUGCAUGUAUACCUUGGGAUGACUUUAGAUUUCUCAAAGAAAGGCAAGCUGAAGAUUUGCAUGGACGACUACGUGAAGCGAAUGCUUGAUGAGUUCCCAGUCAAGUUUGGCGAGAGCGAUCAUCAAGAAACCCCAGCAGGCAACACGCUGCUGGACUUUGGAAACAGACAAAAGCUGGACACUGCUCGUCAAGAGGUGUUCCAUUCUUUUGUCGCCAAAGGACUCUUCUUAUCUAAGAGAGCCCGACUCAAUAUUCUACAUACAAUAUUGAUCCUGGCGUCACAAGUGCGUGAGCCAAAUGAAAGCGAUUGGAAGAAGAUCGUCUGUCUUAUGAGAUACUUGCACAGUACUCAAGGAUAG
This is a messenger RNA of Cylindrotheca closterium, 606 nucleotides long. Lineage: Eukaryota; Bacillariophyta; Bacillariophyceae; Bacillariales; Bacillariaceae. The record is from the annotation of a GenBank genome assembly.